AUGGCAUCGAAAACGGGUGGUAACGCCUGGAUUGUGGCUGCAAUAGAUUUUGGAACAACAUACAGCGGUUACGCGUUUUCAUUUAGUGGCGACCCAUUAACAUUUUAUUCCCCAGGAGUAUGGUAUUCCGGACAGGGAGGCAUGUCUUCAAUGAAGACUCCUACAUGUUUAUUGCUGAACCCAAACCAGACUUUCAAUUCAUUUGGAUUUAAGGCGGAAGAACUAUUCGCCUCACUGGCAUCUGAAGAUGAACAUCAAGGGUAUUAUUUUUUCCAGAGAUUCAAGAUGGAUCUUCAUUUCAAGAAUGUGAGAAAAGAUUUAUAUAUUGACGACGUAUCUGGAAAAUCGCUUUCAGCCUUGAAAAUCUUUUCUCUGUCAAUCAAAUACCUCAAAGAUCAUUGCCUCAAAACAAUGAAGGACAGAGGAAUAGAACCCGGAGAGACGGAAAUCAAAUAUGUCCUGACGGUUCCUGCCAUUUGGAAUGAUCGUUCAAAAAAGUUUAUGAGAACUGCAGCUAUUGAAGCUGGUAUAAAGGAUAAUCGCCUAGAGUUAGCUUUGGAACCAGAAGCAGCCUCUGUUUACUGUCAGCGAGUCCCUCUAGAAAAUCUAAAACUUGGAACUGGGAAAUCUAUUACGGUUUCUGGCGCUAGAUAUUUAGUUGCAGAUAUUGGAGGAGGUACAGCAGAUUUUAGUGUUCAUGAAGUUGACGAGGAUGGCUCAUUGACAGAACUCUAUCGAGCCAGUGGAGGACCGUAUGGAGGAAUAUACGUUGAUGAAAAAUAUAUGAAGAUAUACGAUAUUAUUUUUGGUAAAGGAACGUUAGAAAAGCUCAGAAUUGAUGAUAUGGAAGAGUACUUGACAAUCCUCAGAGAAUUUGAAAACAAAAAACGUUCGAUUACUCCAGAUUUUCAGACUUCUUUUGUUACAAAGCUGUCAGCUGUGUUAAACGAAAAACGCUCUAAGGAGGACAGACUGAAAGCUAUUCAGUCCUCCUAUUUAAGAGAUCAGGUAACAUUUGUAAAAGACAAAUUGAAAAUUUUUCCUACUUUGAUGAAGAGUUUUUUCGAGGACACACUCGGUCAAAUCAUCCAGCAUGUUCGAAAAAUUUUAGAGACUAUUGAAAACAUUCAGCAUAUUCUCAUUGUUGGAGGAUACGGGGAAUGUAGUUUGUUACAAGAAAUAUUCCAAAAAGAGUUCCUGCAUAGAAACAUAAUUAUUCCCAAUGAAUGUAGCUUGGCUGUUAUUAAAGGGGCAGUGUUAUUUGGACAUAAUCCCUUAGCAGUAUCUUCAAGAAUCUUACGUUAUUCGUAUGGAGUAGCAGUUGAUCCAAAAUUUAAUGACAGUGAGCAUCCAUUGUCGAAUAAAUACAUCGACGAAGAAGGAGUCGCAAGAUGUUAUGACGUAUUCUCACAGCUGAUUUCAAAAAAUACAAAGCUUCCUUCAACUGGAUUAGAAUUAACCAAAAAAGGACAUCCUACCACAAAAGAUAAAAAACACUACAUUGUGAGAUUAUACUGCACGGAAAAGGACAAUCCGAAAAUAAUCGAUGAGAAUUUUCUGCCACUUGGCCGACUAAGAAUAUCAGUCCCUGAACAUGUGAAAGGAAGAUGGAGUGCUGAACAUGUUUUUACUUUUGGUAUGACUGAAAUCAAAAUUUCAGCAAGAGUAAUGGAAACUGGAGAAGCUGUAGAUGGUACAUUCGAUUUGCUUGAAUGA
Saccostrea echinata is the source of this 1716-nucleotide messenger RNA. Its product is annotated as heat shock 70 kDa protein 12A-like. Lineage: Eukaryota; Metazoa; Mollusca; Bivalvia; Ostreida; Ostreidae. The transcript has 4 exons. The record is from RefSeq and is a predicted model, not a curated record. Gene Ontology annotation, molecular function: ATP-dependent protein folding chaperone; ATP binding. Bases 1 to 1716 code for a protein of 571 amino acids.